AUGGAUGUAAAUGCUGUUGAAGAGGAUGAUGAUAAUGAUAAGAAUGAGAUAAUGCUGUUACUAACUCUAAUGCAGCUAUUUUAUUUUAUACUAAAGCUUAACACAUACAUACACGUCAGCACCAACCAACCGCUACCGCCAACACCAUCACAAUCAUCACCAUCACCGCCACUACAGCCACAACAGUUGGCCUUUAAGCACAAUUCGGCAACAAUUGACCAUGGAACAUAUAUGAACCCAGAAGGGUGUCAAUACGAUCCACUGUACGGCUACACACAGCCACAAACAAGAAUAACAGCGGCGCCGGAUAUUACAACCUUAACACCUUUUGCACCUCAGGCGGCACCUCUUGGAGAAUACUCAUCUGCACAUGCUCUUUCCACCUAUGACCCCUACCGAUAUCCUUCUUACUAUCCAUCUUACGGUCCCACUACCGGAUCCACAUCCUUCUAUACCACAGACUUAACACCGUUUUCAACAAAUCGGAGCAAUGCAGACUUUCCGAAAUCAGUUCGAUCUGACCCUGGAAUUGCAAAAGAUGUUAAGCAGGAGCAGGAUGUUAAAGAGCACGCAGUAGAAUUGAUUUCGGCAGCAGGCGGUUCAACCAGUGAUAUUCCAGAAGCGCAUGCGGAAUUAAUCCAGACGAGUACGGAUGUUGCUAAUACUUCAACUGUAGUGCAGCAACAUGCUGAGCCUACACAGGUACCACGAAGAUUGGACAGAAGGAAAGCAGCGACAAUGCGUGAAAGGCGACGAUUACGUAAAGUAAAUGAAGCAUUUGAAGUGGUUAAACAAAGGACAUGUCCUAAUCCGAAUCAAAGAUUACCAAAGGUCGAAAUCUUGAGAAGUGCAAUUGAAUAUAUCACAAAACUAGAAAAUAUGCUACAAAGUCAAGGAAAAAUGACAAAAAUUAUGGCUGCUAAUCAAGGGAUUCACUUGCCGGAUAAUGACGGACAGGAUUAUGUUUCUGUCCAUAAUACACCCAACAAUGGUUCAACCGCAGCUUACUACGACAGCAAAAUGGGAACAUUUACGGAAGAGAAUGAGGAUUUCAGGAGUGUAAGCACCGGCGAAAGCCCUCAUGAAGCAAGGAAAACAUCGGGGAAGAAAAGCUCCUUAGAACGGCUGUCACGUAUUGUGGACAGUAUCGCAGCUGAUGAAGAUGAAGGAGUAGCAGAAAGUUCGGGAAGUGAGCCUUCUGCUGUCUGA
This is a messenger RNA of Acanthocheilonema viteae, 1209 nucleotides long. The record is from the annotation of a GenBank genome assembly. Lineage: Eukaryota; Metazoa; Nematoda; Chromadorea; Rhabditida; Onchocercidae.